Molecule: messenger RNA, 543 nt
Organism: Rhizopus microsporus ATCC 52813
Lineage: Eukaryota; Fungi; Mucoromycota; Mucoromycetes; Mucorales; Rhizopodaceae
Exons: 4
Coding region: 1-543 (180 amino acids)
Source: RefSeq, a predicted model, not a curated record
AUGACUCUAUGCUCAUUAGAACAAUGGAAAACAAUACUUCUAGAACAACCAUAUACUCCUACUGUGUUGCGAUAUUGCCAGCAGAUUCACGCUAUUGCACCUGCCAAGCGUGCAGAGAAAGAGUUGCAGCAUCAUGACACAGACGUCGAGCUGAACAAGAAGAGCAGGAAGGCAGACCACUUUCUCACCUUUGUCCUUUGGACCUUGGACGGAUCAGUCCAGUUGCAACUCUUGCCUGAUCUACCUGAGUACUUGAAGGACUUGCUCGAACGUACAGACACCCAUGGUCACCACUUUAAGGACAAUCUUCGUCAAUAUAAUGCUGCCUUUGCCUUUACUUUGUUGGGUUGCGAUAUUAUUUCACCUGAGGAUCGUGUCAACAACAACAGCAACAACAAUAACAAUAGAGGUGAAUUAAAUGCCUUUCAAAUCCAUGGUGCACUUUGCCACUGUCAAGGCCCCUUGACUCCAAUUAAGGGCAGUGAACCUUCUUACGCCCAGCUGUAUAUCUUUGAUCCAUACUAUGCCGCUGAACGAAGAUAA